AUUACGGAGACCAAGUCGAUGAGCCAGGGACGGAAGGUCGUUCGGGUGGUGGCUAGGGUUAAGCCGUCGGCAGAUCCGGUUGUACAAACGUCGACGGGAUCAAUUUCGGUUCACAAGCCAAAAGGAGAUGAAUCCGAGAGUGUUUCGAUUUCGUUCGGAGCUCAAUUCGCUGGUUCAAAAGACUCGUAUAAGUUGGAUUACUGCUACGAAGAAAAUGAAACCACAAGUUUAAUUCUCACAAAGGAAAUCAAACCUCUUAUCUCUACUGUCUUUGAGGGUAAAGAUGCUAAUGUAAUUGCCCACGGAGCAAGAUGUAGCGGAAAGUCACAUCUAAUCCAGGGAUCUGAGAGGGAACCUGGUAUUGCCUUCCUUGCAAUGUCUGAGAUGCUAUCCAUGGCUGAGGAAAGGGGAGACUCAGUUUCGGUAUCAAUCUACGAGGUCUCUCAAGAAACCGUGUAUGACAUCUUACACCAAGAAAAGCGAGUGGUUUCUGUACUAGAAGGCGCACAAGGGAAAAUUCAACUAAAGGGACUUUCCAAGGCAAGUCAUUUAGUACCUGUGAAGUCACUCUCAGAAUUUCAGGACUUGUAUUUUGGUCUCAAGAAAAACCAGAAGCUGACCAGUGAACCUCCCCCACUUAGAAGCCAUAAAGGUGUGAUGAUACAUGUUAGCACUGGCAACACCAGUCCAGGCUCGCUUGGGAGAAUGAACUUUCUUGAUAUGGCAGGAUAUGAGGACUCCAGGAAACAAAACAGUGAUAUAGCUCCUCUAGAGACUACCAGAAUAAAUAAGUCAAUAUAUGCUUUACAGAACGUCAUGUAUGCUCUCAACGCAAAUGAAUCUCAUGUGCCAUAUCGGGAGAGCAAACUCACUCGCAUGCUGAAAGAUUGUUUACAAGGAAGCAACAGAACAUUGUUGAUCACUUGUUUGGUUUAUGCUUCACUGAAUCCUCGGGAAUUUAGCCAAGACUCAUUUUACAUGCUAAACUUAGCAUCACGGAUCUGUCUAGGCAGUAAGCGAGCCAUAACUAAUGCUACUAAGAAGAGCAACGGUCUUGCAAGAUCUAUUUCAUCCUCCUCUGCCGCUCAAAGGAGACAGACACCGGUUGCUGUCUCUUCUACUUCUAAACAACAGACAGCGCCAAGGGAAAAUUUGACAGAGAGAAAGACUAAGCUCAAGACUCCGGCUUCUACAAUUAAAGGAAGGAAACUGUUCGGUGAAGCAAAUGACUCGGUGAAAUGUAAAAAUAACGUCAAGAAGGUUCAGAAGAUGGAAGGCAAAGCAAGGAUGGCAGUGAAAAAGGUGGAGCUCCUAAUUCCGGAUUGUAAUGCUCUUCGGUUUCCUUCCUCACCUCGAAUGACACUUGUUUUUAUGAUGAUGCAGGAAAUCUCCACUUCGAAGGUUGUCUUGAACGUUCAGGCCUCCUCAUCUCAAGAAGAAGUCUGCUCGUCGAUUAUUGUUACAGAUUGCCAAUCUUCUUUGGUAGAGGAGGAAGAUUCUGCUCUGGACUUCUCAAGUUCUGCAGUAGUCAAUAGUAUCGACAUUUCUUCCACUAAUCUUCAGGGGACACCCCAGAAACAUGAGGAAAGGUUUUCAGGAGCCCCUUAUUGUGAUAAUGGUACUGCAGCCCAAAUACUAGAGAAAGAUGAUAACAAUUCAGUGAUUGUAGAAGAUCUGACUCUGGUUGAUGCAGGUGAAAACUUGGACAAAGAAAACAACCGUUUGCUAGUAAAUGAAACUGCAUCACCACCGCUAAGCAUGCGGCUUAAAGAAUUGUACAAUACUUUGACGUCUAUAAGCAAUACUCCAAAACCACCGACACCUGAGAAGUAUCAAACCGCCCUAUCUAAAUCACAUGUGGAAGAAGUAUCAGAGCAUAGCGACAUUACUGCUGAAGCUUUUCUCAGUGUAGAGCUAAGAACACCAGAGAAAAGUAUGCCUUCAAACAUUGCUUCUAGUCCAUGGAAGACAUUCAGUGCACAUAGCUCUAAGUUGAAGAAUUCUGCUGUUGGAGAGUACCUCAAGUUCUUAAACACAGCAGAUAAGGAGGAUCUAAAGAAGCUAAAGGGUAUUGGAGAAAAGAGAGCAACUUACAUAGUUGAGCUCCGCGAAGAAUCUCCUGAACCAUUCAAGAAGCUUGAUGACUUGAAAGACAUUGGACUCUCAGAAAAACAGAUUAAGGGAUUGCUGAGGAAAGAGAUUGGGGAUAUCUUUGACUAG
Messenger RNA from Thlaspi arvense, 2220 nucleotides. The record is from the annotation of a GenBank genome assembly. Lineage: Eukaryota; Viridiplantae; Streptophyta; Magnoliopsida; Brassicales; Brassicaceae.